This is a messenger RNA of Dovyalis caffra, 1149 nucleotides long. The record is from the annotation of a GenBank genome assembly. Lineage: Eukaryota; Viridiplantae; Streptophyta; Magnoliopsida; Malpighiales; Salicaceae.
AUGGGUGACGAUAAAUUAGCAAGCACUUCAACUGAAAUUGAAAUUCUGUGCAAAGACCUUGUGAUUGAAGUUCCAGAUAACAUUGAAACUACCAUGCGGAAAGAGAUCUGUUUCUGCAUGUUCCGACUGCCUAAGGAAAAACUGGAAACAUUUCGGAAGGAACUUGUGAGCGCCAUUAAAGAUUGUGAAGUUCGCACUCGCAAUUAUUAUCAAGAUGAGGCAUUUAAAAAUUUCGACGAUCCAAAAGUGUUUCCGAAUAAGAUUCGGAGUAAACCCUGGCUGAAAGCUGCUAUUCAACGGGACCUGAUAUUGCUUGAAAACCAGCUACCGUUCUCAAUUCUUGUGGAAUUAUAUAGCGUUGCCACCAAGUACAUUGAAACCGAUUGCUCUUCUUUCCUGGAACUUUCUUGCCAGUACUUCAAAGAUCACAACAAGAUCAAUUCCGACCGUAAAGAACCAUUAAAUUUCACUGAUUUGGUAAGAUCUUUUUUGUCCUCCAAACACCCAAAGUCAUAUUUUGAUGUGCCAAUUAAAAAUCUUCACAGAGCAACUAGGCUGCACCAGGCAGGAUUGAAGUUCAAGCCAUCACCAAAUGAAUGCUUGCUUGACAUAAUAGCAGGGAGUUCUAUCAAGAAAACUGAGUUGCGUGUUCCACCCCUUGAGAUUGACGAUAAUACUGAAUUUCUCUUACGAAACCUUAUGGCGCUGGAGCAAUGUUAUUAUCCUCGUCAAGAGUACAUCUGCCAUUAUGUUAAAUUUUUGGAUUUUCUUGUGGACAUCAGAGAAGAUGCAAAUUUGCUCAUUAAAAAAAAAGUUAUUGUUAAUAGGCUUGGAGAAAGUGCUGCUGUAGCUGAGCUGAUUGACAAACUUUGCCUAGAAAUUGUAGAAGUAACUUCAUGUUAUAACGAUCUCGCCAAAGAGUUGAAUGAUUACUACGAUGGCUGGUGGAACCAAAGUUGGGCCUACAUGAGAAGAGUGUAUUUCAAGAAUGUUUGGAUAGGCACUGGAACUGUUGUUGCAUUGAUCGCCCUGGAUGCUCCCCAUACGAGCCGUAGCCGGGUGACUCCAACAUGCCCCGUCAGACAGCAUUGUGUGAAUCCUACACCACCAGUUAUGGGCGUCCUUGUUGGUGGGUUCUUACCUGGGUGA